AUGAGACUAGUCGAGGAACAUGCAGUACUUCUUCUAUCGAGAUUCUACGCAUCUAGCCCUAUGUCCGCUUGUCAGAGCCCCUCAAGGCAGUCUCAAGGCCCAUUUGAUCCUAGCCAUGGCUCGGAAAUUAGUCCUGCGUUUAGAAUGUUGAAAACUAUACACUCGAAAUCGCUCCAACGGCGGCCGAGCAGGUUCGUUGCAUGCUGUUGCAUGCGACUUAUCUUGCAAUUUCGAAUCCUAAAUCAGGCGAAGACUCCGGAUGGUCUAGCCCUGCCCUGGAAACUUAUUCGACGAGCUCAUAGCAGAAAUUGCCUAUCAACCAGGUGCCUCCCAUAUCCCCCUCAUAUACUGUAUUCGCUUUACAAGAAAUGUAUCCUUUCUGUUCUCCACCCCUUAUCUCACUCACAUUCCUUCUCUCAUUCAUCACAGGCAGCCCGAAUAGUGCCCACCGCGAAUUGUCAUUGCCCUCAACGGGGGUCGUCGUCACUCUCAUACAUGUCGAUUGACCUGACUGCAUGGCGUCAUGCACAGUGGGAACGGAAUUGUCAGCGUGCGCUGCGUCUUCACUCUGCUCGUAUUUCUGCGAUAACCGCGGGGUUUCCGCAGUGGCUGCUGCGACUCUCAUCGUCUAUGAACAUUGUGAGUAUCCGGAAUAUAUAUUACAUUAGCCUUGCUUGA
Messenger RNA from Heterobasidion irregulare TC 32-1, 678 nucleotides. RefSeq lists its product as uncharacterized. Lineage: Eukaryota; Fungi; Basidiomycota; Agaricomycetes; Russulales; Bondarzewiaceae. The transcript has a single exon. The record is from RefSeq and is a predicted model, not a curated record. Bases 1 to 678 code for a protein of 225 amino acids.